GAGGGAGAGAGAGAGAGAGAGAGAAUGAAGCCACCACCAUCAACAGUAUUCCCAGUCUUGUUCUGUCUUUUCAUCAUCUUCUUCUUCUGUAUCCUCAUCUCAGCAGAUAUAUCUCCUGGUUCAACCCUCUAUGCUUCAAACCCUAACCAAACUUGGAAUUCCCCAAACACCACCUUCUCUUUCGGCUUCAUCUCCUCCGGCGGCGGCGCCGCCUUCUUCGCCGCCAUCACCUACAACGGCAUCCCCGUCUGGAUCGCCGGCGCCUCCGACCCCGGCGGCGGCGCCUCCGAUUCCUCCGCCUCCCUCCAAUUCCUCGUUGACGGCAACCUCCGCCUCGUCAACGGCUCCUCCUCCACCGCCGUCGUCUGGCAGUCCAACACCGCCGGCCACGGCGUCUCCUCCGCCGCCCUCCACGACUCAGGUAACUUCGUCCUCCGAAACGCCACCGUUUCUGUGUGGUCCACCUUCGAUAACCCUACUGAUACAAUCUUACCCUCACAAAACUUCACGGUUAACAAAGUAUUGCGAUCUGGGUUGUACUCUUGUAGUCUUCUUAGCUCUGGAAACUUAACUCUCCAAUGGAAUAACACUAUUCUGUACUGGAAUUUGGGUUUGAAUUUAUCAAUCAACAACAACGUUAGUUUAACAUCACCCAGUUUAGGGCUUCAAUCGAUUGGUAUAUUAUCGGUUUUCGAUCCGUCGAUUUCAAACCCUGUGAUCAUUGCUUAUAGCAGUGAUUAUGCUGAAGGAAGUGAUAUACUUAGGUUUUUGAGGAUUGAAAAUGAUGGGAAUUUGAGGAUUUAUAGCUCUGCUAGAGGUAGUGGAACAAUCACUGAGAGAUGGGCAGCUGUGAGUGAUCAAUGUCAAGUUUUUGGGUACUGUGGGAAUAUGGGUAUUUGUAGUUACAAUCAAUCCAAUCCGAUUUGUGGGUGUCCAUCACUGAAUUUUGAUCCGGUUGAUCCGAAUGAUGGUAGGAAAGGGUGCAAGAGGAAGGUAGAGAUUGCAGAUUGUCCUGGCAGCGCAACUAUGUUGGAAUUGGAUCAUGCAAUGUUAUUAACAUACGCUCCUGAGUUAGCUUCCCAAGUUUUCUUCGUGGGUAUAUCCGCGUGUAGGUUGAAUUGCCUAGUCAGUGGCUCUUGUAUUGCUUCGACCUCGUUGGCUGAUGGAACAGGGUUGUGCUACUUGAAAGUUCCAAAUUUUGUGAGCGGGUAUCAUUCGCCCGCUUGUGGCCCUGUCAUUGAAAACCCUACUCCUUCAGUUGGCAUUGCCGAGGGCAAAGGUUCAGGAUUGCAUGCAUGGAUAGUUGUCGUUGUGGUUAUAGGGACUAUUUUGGCCCCAAAUUUGGGGGUUAUUUUGGGUUUGGUUGUGUUGGAGGGUGGUUUGUGGUGGUGGUUUUGUAGAAACAGCCCCAAAUUUGGGGGUUUGUCGGCUCAAUAUGCCCUUCUUGAAUAUGCGUCCGGCGCACCAGUCCAGUUCUCGUACAACGAGCUACACCGUGCCACAAAGGGUUUCAAGGAGAAACUUGGAGCCGGAGGGUUUGGGACUGUUUACAGAGGUGUUCUUGCCAAUAGAGCUGUCGUUGCCGUGAAGCAACUCGAGGGAAUCGAGCAGGGGGAGAAACAGUUUCGAAUGGAGGUUGCAACUAUAAGUAGCACCCACCAUUUGAAUCUGGUCAGAUUGAUAGGAUUUUGCUCUGAAGGACGUCACAGGCUUUUGGUAUAUGAGUUCAUGAAAAAUGGGUCGCUCGAUAGUUUCCUCUUUACAACUGAAGAACAGUCGGAAAAAUUGUUGAAUUGGGAGUGUAGGUUUAGUGUAGCCCUAGGGACCGCGAAGGGUAUCACAUACCUUCACGAGGAGUGUCGAGACUGCAUCGUGCACUGUGACAUAAAGCCAGAAAACAUUCUUUUGGAUGAUAUUUACUAUGCCAAAGUAUCAGAUUUUGGGCUUGCAAAACUUGUAAAUCCAAAGGACCAUAGGUACCGAACAUUGACAAGUGUUAGGGGAACUAGAGGGUAUUUGGCACCAGAAUGGCUUGCAAAUUUGCCAAUAACAUCAAAAUCCGAUGUUUACAGUUAUGGUAUGGUUUUGUUGGAGAUAGUGAGUGGCAGAAGGAAUUUUGAAGUAUCUGCAGAUACAAAUGGGAAAAAGUUUUCUACCUGGGCUUAUGACGAGUUUGAAAGGGGAAAUGUGACGGGAAUUGUUGACAAAAGGCUUGCAGAUCAUGAGGUCAAUAUGGAGCAAGUGAUUAGGGCAAUUCGGGUGAGUUUUUGGUGCAUCCAAGAGCAACCAUCUCAAAGGCCGAUGAUGGGAAAAGUGGUGCAGAUGCUAGAAGGGAUUACUGAGAUAGACAAGCCUCCACCCCCCAAGGCGGUUGCUGAAACGCCUGUUAGCGGAACGAGUGUGAAUGUAAGCGGUGGUUUCAGUUCUCUCUCGACAUGCGUGGCCUCAGUCCCGGUUCCCUCUUCAUCGCCCUCCUUCCAAACAACACAACAAAUUUCAUCUCUUGUACUAGGUGAGCUGCCAACAAGAUCUGCUCCAGCCCGUUUGGAUUGAGUGAUUUGGAGAGAAAAGAAAAGAAAAGAAAGCAAAGCAAUUUAAUUACUUCUUUGAAACCUAUUGGGGGAUUGUAUCUUAUCAUUCUCAUUAUCAUGUAGUGUAGAAUUUUUUUCAA
Molecule: messenger RNA, 2671 nt
Organism: Camellia sinensis
Lineage: Eukaryota; Viridiplantae; Streptophyta; Magnoliopsida; Ericales; Theaceae
Source: RefSeq, a predicted model, not a curated record